CCUGAAUUGAGUAAAUAUGAAAAAGUAAUUUUUGAAAGUGAUGCAUAUAAUUAUUCUCAUCACUAUUAUUAUUCCCGGAUGAUCCGCUCUGAUCAGUCUCCUCCAAUUGUUAGCGGCACGUUUGAAAGACUGGUUGAUACUAAAGAUAUCGAUGCGAAGUUCCCGUUUACGUUUUACGGUUCUCAAGUCGUCAAAUUCAGAAUAUUAACUACAGGUAGAAUUGAAAUGUACGAUCAAGAGUACUCAGGAGUAGUUAGAAAUUAUGUGAGAAGCGGUUAUUAUGUGAAAACUGAUGUUUCGGAUGGGCGGGAAUUAUUAGCCGUCAGAAUGUCUUAUUAUCCAGUUGCUGGUGGUGAAAUUCCUGCAUUCAAUAUAACUACUCUGAUACAACCGAAUGGGAAGAUAUCAAUCUAUUAUGCGAACAUUCCUAAGGUAGCUAGCAGAAUCGAAAGGCCAUCGGGAAUUUAUAAAUGGUUACAUUGCGGAGAAACAGAUAAGAAAGUAACUGAAAUAUAUGUUCCUAAAAUAUGGAUCCGAAGUGGAACGUUAGUGGAGUAUGAAGCUCUCGGGGAUUGUCCGAAAUACAAUUUGACUGAAGAAUGUCGUGGCUCAACACCACCGAAAACAAGGUGUAUAUGGUGUGAAACAGCCAAUAUGUGCAUUACCAGAAGUGUUAAGGAUACUUAUAAAUUCAAAGUAAAUGGUUGCAAGAUUAAAGUAAGUGAUUGAUAGACUUCACACAUUGUUUUCAAUAUUACCAUAUUCUACAUUGUGAAUCUGUUUACUAGGAAGAACAUGUUUUUGCAAACGAGUAGUGUAUUGUAUACAUUCACGAUGUUUAAUCAGAUAUGAGUACGAUGCUAUGUUUCCAUGUAGACAUUCAACAACCAAUAGAAGCGUUGCUUAACACUUGUACUUGAAAAAAUGGUAUUUCUCCUGCUCAUAGAAUGUGUAGUUAUUCUCGAUGGGCAAUAUGAAACCGUAUGUAUGUGUGGAUUCUUACAAAAUGCCUAUGAGAUCAGUUUGAAUGAUGAAGCAUAAUCUGUCAUAAAUUCUGCAUCAUGUUUGGAAAGUGAAAGUUCGUGGACUCACAUUGUUGAAUGUGAGAACAAAUUUUCCUGAUAUCCUGUUGAGAAAUUUGUGUUUUGGAUGGAUUGCUUCAAUAAAGACGUCAGUUAUUGGUUUGUUAUUAAUUAUUUACAUUGUGAUAAGCUGAAACAUCUGGUGAACUAAUUUCAUCACACAAAAUAGUUGUCGGUUAGUUGUAGGAUAAUGUGUACUCAUCACACUGACCGUCAAAUGAGUAGCAGAUAUCCUAAAUCAUUAUUCAUUGAUCCAGCAACUACUGAAACUGAUCUAAUAAAUGAAUUGAAGAAGACUAGUGGAAGCACUGAAUCACAUUUGGUAAAUAUUUGAUAUUUUAUAAUCAUUAUACUAUUCCUUUCAUUUCAGAACAUCGAUACAGAUAAAACAACAUCUGAAGACACUGAGGAUGGAAUACCACUGGAAUUCUUUUACCCCAAUUACCAUAUCUUACGUCGUUCCGCAUUGUUUUUAUGGUCUUUGGUAUUCGGCUAUAAUGCUGCAUAAGGAAGCGAGCAUGUCAAUAUUUCUCACAGACAGCUUGUCACUUGUUUUCAUCAAGUUGACUUUCUUAUUUUUAUUUUUUAGUUUAGUAAACACACUUUCAAUUUUUUUAAUCAUUUCAAUAAAUUCAAGAUUGUUUCAUGGAACUGCAUAUCACAUUGAUGAUUGUUUACGUAAUGACUGAUGUCACUUUGUUGGUAGAAUAUAAAAAUAUAAUUUUUUGUAUUUA
Molecule: messenger RNA, 1816 nt
Organism: Schistosoma guineensis
Lineage: Eukaryota; Metazoa; Platyhelminthes; Trematoda; Strigeidida; Schistosomatidae
Source: the annotation of a GenBank genome assembly